Molecule: messenger RNA, 851 nt
Organism: Mauremys mutica (yellowpond turtle)
Lineage: Eukaryota; Metazoa; Chordata; Testudines; Geoemydidae
Exons: 2
Coding region: 166-774 (202 amino acids)
Source: RefSeq, a predicted model, not a curated record
UUCAUAAAUAAACAGUCCAAUGAUUGGGAUCUAGUGUUGCAGCAGUUGCUUUUUGUCUACAGGGCUGUACCACAUCCCAGUUUAGGGUUCUCACCAUUCGAGCUUGUGUAUGGCCACGAGAUUAAGGGGCCAUUACAGUUGGUGAAGCAGCAAUGGGAGGGGUUUAUGCCUUCUCCAGGAACUAACAUUCUGGACUUUGUAAGCAGCCUACAAAACACCCUCCGACACUCUUUAGCCCUUGCUAAAGAAAACCUGAAGGAUGCUCAAGAAGAGCAGAAGGCCUGGUAUGAUAAACAUACCAGAGAGCGUUCCUUCAAAGUAGGGGACCAGGUUAUGGUCUUGAAGGCGCAACAGGCCCAUAAAAUGGAAGCAUCAUGGGGAGGGCCAUUCACAGUCCAAGAGCACCUAGGAGCUGUUAACUAUCUCAUAGCAUUCCCCAUCUCAACCCUAAAGCCGAAAGUACGCCAUGUUAAUUCUCUAAAGCCCUUUUAUUCCAGAGAAUUACAGGUUUGUCAGUUUACAGCCCAGGGAGGAGAUGACGCUAAGUGGCCUGAAGGUGUCUACUACAAAGAAAAAAGUGACAGGGGCGUGGAAGAGGUAAACCUCUCCACAACCCUGGAACGUCUGCAACGGCAACAGAUCAAGGAGCUGUGCACUAGCUUCGCCCCAAUGUUCUCAGCCACCCCAGGACGGACCGAAUGGGCAUACCACUCAAUUGACACAGGCUGUGAAAUGCACCCACCACCUUCCAAAGACUUGUGGAUGGUCUUCUAGCAGGACUGGGAAAGUAUGCAGUUCCCUACCUCGAUGAUGUAGCCAUUUUUUUCUGAUUCCUGGGCAAAACACCCUGA